Ciona intestinalis (vase tunicate) is the source of this 2345-nucleotide messenger RNA. NCBI's taxonomy places the organism in Eukaryota, Metazoa, Chordata, Ascidiacea, Phlebobranchia, Cionidae. The record is from RefSeq and is a predicted model, not a curated record.
AAAUGUAACGCAAACCGUAGUAUUAACACUUGCAGUACAGGAUAUAGUCGCAUGUAUAGUUAGGAAAUGAUGUAGCCGUGAAGUAGCUAUAAACAAAAAUGAAUUCGAAGAGCCAGGAAAGUCUCAGCGCUACAGACUCUGCUCAAGGCCAUGAAAAUACAGGGGAGCGACGCAGGUUCAGUCCGUUUAGAGCGAUUCGGAAAAUAUUUCGUGAUGGAAGGAAAAGAGGGAAACAUCUGAGCAAGUCACGUGGUAAUCUUGCACAAGAUGCUCUGUACAGUGACGCACCCUACGUGGCACGACUGCGCACUAGCGUGACGUCAUCCAGCGGGUUAAACAGACCGCUCAGUUUGUCACACGAAAGCGUCUUUUCUCCCGAGGUUGAAACAACUGAUAUUUUCCGAAGUAAGGGGACAGCGAUAACGGCAAAGCCUUUACCCGAAAAAAGUGACACUGGUAUUGCCUCCUCUCCUCCAAACAAGGUUUCACAGUUACAAAGCCAAUUGCGUUUAAGACUCGAACCUGGUGUGCCAGCUCCAGGAGGCUUACAAGUUCCAAAAAAACCAAGACCACCACGACCAGUGAGUGAACCGCCUAUAAUAUUCAUCAACGGUUUUGACAAGUUCACUUCAGAGGUUGUGGACGCUGAGGAGACAGAUGCAACCAUGGGAAAUAAGAGUUCGAAAAAAGAGCAACGCACGAAGAGUGAUGUCGUUUCAACAUCAGAACCAGCAAUGGAGCAACCAUUCGAAGAACACCCAACAAUACUAAAGAACAAAGCAGCGCGAGAUAGAAUUGCGGCACGACCUAAAAACAGAAGGGCCGCAACACGAAGGGUGCUCACAAGCGUGAAAGAGAGUGAUACAGCUUCAGAAUUGGAUAUACCAGAUUCUAUUUUUGCACCAAUUGAAAAUGCAAAGAAACCUGAUCUCCCAAUUGAAGCAAAUGAUCUGGAAACAGCUGAUAUAAAACCAGAAGAACCUGAAGAUGUGGAUGUUAAAACAAGGAGAAAAUCUGCUGGACCUGAUACAUUGGACGAUGCUGCUCCGAAAACCAGCUCUGUUAAAAAGUCGUAUUCUUUCAAAAGUCCUCUUGGUGGAGGUGGUAACAUAAAAGUGCCGUCAUUGGGGGAUGUUACUAAAGUAAAACUGAGGAAAACUUCCAGCAAUGCAUCGUCAUCAUCAUCCGUUGUGGUGGUAAAAAGAACUCCAUCAUUUGAAAGACCUCAGUUGCGGAGUCCAAGUAAAUCUAAAGAUUCUUCAGAAAACAAAGAUUCGCCCAAGGUGGUUUCAAAAGGUCUUGCUCACAAACUGUCAUUUGGGAAGAAAAGCAAACCAGAAGGUUACGAUAAAAAGGAAAAUAAGAAGCAGGAAGAACAAAAGGAGAAGAAGAAGGAUUUAAGUAAGUCACCUAAGCAGGAGAGGCCUAACAAACUGAACUGGCUUGGAGGAUCAAAAACGAAAAAUGAUAAAAAUGAACAAAAGUCUCCAAUGUCCCCACCUUGUGAUGAGAUUACUAAAGCUUUGGAGAGAAGACGUAACUUAAGUACCAAUAAGCAGACUGAGGAGGGUGAUUUGAAAAUGGAUUUAACCCAAAAUAAAAGUAAUGGACAAUCCCCAGAGGAAGAAGGCACGGACCGGUUUGUUAAGCUGCGUAAAGUAAGCAAAGAAAAUGGGGCCAAAGACACAAAAGUUUCGCCAACUGAAAAUAAGCCUGUGUUUUCACCUCUGCGUCAGUCGCUAAAAUCUAAGGAGCAGGCUGGGUCUGAAAAAUCCAUUAAAGCUGUUGACAAAAACCCAAAAGAAAAAAAUAGUGAUCCUUCUCCUUUUCAUGUCAAGUUAAGGCAAACAAAGCAGAGUGGAAAGUUUCUAAAGGAAAAACAAACAGAUGAAGAAACCAAACAAAGCUCUAAUGUGAUUGGAAAAACUGAAAACACCAUGGAAAUUAACCCAAGCAAAAACAACUCAGUUGUACGAAAAUCAUCGCUUAACGGAAACAACAACAACAACAAUAACAACAAUGUGAAAAUUUUAUCUACUGAAGACAUCACAUCAGUAGCGAGCACUCCAGAAGAAAAGAAUGUCCCCCCACAUUCCAACAAGGUAAUGGAUAGGAAAAGCCCUCCUAAGAUUCCUACAAAACCAAAACGAACUUUGACCCCUAACAACGAAAGUGCUCUUAAGCCUGCAAUUUCCAAAACUCGGUUGAAUUCCGAGAGCUCAAAAGAUGAUAAAUCUUCCAAGAAAGAAUCUCCUGCAAUGUCUUCGAAUCCCGACUGGGUGUCGCUGGCAAGAAAACAUUCCAGAAGUGGGAAAAAUCAAACCUGUCAGCACAGCAACCAGUAA